AUGAAGAGGACUGAGAAAGCUGGUGAACUAGGAGUUCCCGCCAUGGGCCAGAAGUUCCUCUCGUGGGGUUUUGUGGCCUUGGUGCUACUUCAAGGUGGCUCUGCUUACAAAUUGGUUUGUUACUUCACCAACUGGGCCCAGUACCGAGCCGGGCUGGGAUAUUUCAUUCCUGAUGCCAUUGAGCCACACCUGUGUACCCACCUUAUCUACUCCUUUGCCAAUAUCAGCAACAACAUGAUCACCACUAUGGAGUGGAAUGACGCUACCCUGUAUCACACCUUCAAUGAUCUCAAGAAGAGAAAUCCCAACCUGAAAACUCUCCUGUCCAUCGGAGGUUUCAAAUUUGGUUCCAAAGGGUUUCAUCCCAUGGUGGAGUCUUCUGAAUCAAGAUCAACAUUCAUCAACUCAGUGAUCCCAUUCCUGAGACAAUAUAGCUUCGAUGGGCUGGACAUAGACUGGAUCUACCCCCAGAUGAAUGAAAAGCCUUUUUUUGCUUCUCUGAUUCAUGAGUUAGCUGUUGCCUUUCAGGAAGAGUCCAAAAACUCCAGGAAGGAGAAGCUUCUCCUGUCUGCUGCGGUGGCCUCAGGAAGGCAGAUAAUUGACAACAGCUAUGAGAUCAAGGACUUGGAAAGGGAUGUGGAUUUCAUUAACCUCCUGACCUUUGACUUCCAUGGAUCUUGGGAGAAUCCCCUAGUUACUGGCCACAACAGCCCUCUGAAGAAAGGGAGCCAGGACCAAAGGAACAGCAAUUACUAUAAUGUGGAAUAUGCUGUGAACUACUGGAAGAAUCAGGGCAUGCCAGGGAAGAAGAUCAUCAUGGGUAUUCCUAUGUAUGGCCGCUCCUUCACCCUCCCCAACCCUGCAUCUAACACAGGUGUGGGGGCCCCUGCCAAGGGUCCUGGCACUCCUGGCCAAUUCACUGCAGAAGGCGGCUUCUUGGCCUACUAUGAGGUAUGCCAGUUCCUACAAGGUGCCACAAUAAAAAAAAUCCCAGAACAGCAAGUCUCCUAUGCAGUCAAGGGCAACCAAUGGGUUGGAUUUGAUGAUAUAGAGAGUGUGGAGACCAAGGUCCAGUAUUUGAAGAACUCAGAAUUGGGAGGGGCCAUGAUCUGGUCCAUUGACCUGGAUGACUUUACUGGUGAAUUCUGCAAAAAGGGUCCAUUCCCCCUCCUCCAGGCCAUCAAGAAGACACUGGGCUCUGCCAAUAAAGGUGUCAGAAGCACCCAUCAAGGGUAGCUAUAUGAAGUGAGAAGGGCUCCAGACUUUGAGUCAGAAGCCUUGAAUUCAAUUCCAACUUUGUUGAAUACCAGCAGUAUAACAUUGGUCAAGUCACGUACCACUCAAACUAAGUUUCGUUGUCUAAAAUGAGGGACUUAGGCUUGAAACUUUCAA
This is a messenger RNA of Dromiciops gliroides (monito del monte), 1392 nucleotides long. RefSeq names its product chitinase 3 like 2 (gene CHI3L2). The coding region runs from base 1 to 1236 and encodes 411 amino acids. The transcript is spliced from 10 exons. Gene Ontology annotation, biological process: carbohydrate metabolic process; chitin catabolic process. Gene Ontology annotation, cellular component: extracellular region. NCBI's taxonomy places the organism in Eukaryota, Metazoa, Chordata, Mammalia, Microbiotheria, Microbiotheriidae. The record is from RefSeq and is a predicted model, not a curated record. Gene Ontology annotation, molecular function: chitin binding.